Messenger RNA from Peromyscus leucopus (white-footed mouse), 7432 nucleotides. RefSeq names its product neuronal growth regulator 1 (gene Negr1). The record is from RefSeq and is a predicted model, not a curated record. Lineage: Eukaryota; Metazoa; Chordata; Mammalia; Rodentia; Cricetidae. The transcript is spliced from 7 exons. The coding region runs from base 2691 to 3617 and encodes 308 amino acids. Gene Ontology annotation, cellular component: neuron projection.
UUACAGACAGUUGUGAGCUGGAAAAGCAGUCAGUGCUCUUAACCUCUGAGCCACAUCUCUAUAUAAAUAUGUAUAGUGGGAUGCUUCUCUAACAGAUACCAGUAUUCAAUUUUGCUUAUACAUAUUAGUUACUGCUAUAUAUUAGAAACUUCGACACAUCUUUGCAAAAGCAUCUACUUCUGCUUUACAGAGUGGAAAAGCAUCACAGAGAUGCUAAGGAACAUUCUAGAGGUACUCUGUGGGAAGUAAUUGCCCAAGCUGGGCUUCAUCUUUGGCUGGUGGAGCUCCAAAAUCUAUUCUCAGUUUCUGAAGGAGAAGCAGCCUCUAUGUGAUGUAGGUGCCAGGUUCCAGUUCUUCAAAGAACUGGAUUCUCGUAGCUCUCACAACAACUGGAUCAUCAUGGAAAGCAUCUCAGGUUGAAACACUGUGAGAUUUUACAACAGAUAAAGAGGUGAAACAAUAUCUUGGAUCUAUAAAACUUAACUACAUUGGCUUCAUUUAGCAUGUGCAUAAUAGUUUACAGAGUUCUAUGUCCAACUGCUAUGUCCAUCAAACAAACAUGCUUUUUCUAGUACCUACUGAAAUAAAUGUUCAUUGUUUAAACUGAUCAAAUAAAGCUUGUUUUUUCAGAUUUUAUUAUAUUGGGGAUAUUUGUCACAUACUGCAUUUCCAUGUCUACUUAUUGCAGACCACAUGGCAUCUAGGAGGAGUACGAUGUCUUAAUACAUGCUAUCUUGCAGAGCCAAGGCACUGUGGGUCCAAAGUCCUGUCAGAAAAUCUCAAAUUACUUGAGAACAUUCCCAGUCUUUCCAAGUUCAACUCUAUAUCUUUUCUUUCUGCAUUCUUCCACUCUUCCCUUUUAUGUUUAUUCAAUCAUUUUCAUAUGGUGGUGUGUGGGUGUUUAGAGCUAAAUAGUUGCAAACCUUCAACAGAAUCACACAUCAAUAUCUAAUUUCUUCAUCUGGCCAUCUAUUUUUGUACACAUUUAAUGCUUCUUUCAUAGGUCACAUGUUCUUUAAGACAUUCAUUCCCCAAUAUCCAAUAUUUAUGUUAACCGAUCCUGGAAUGUGCAAUGAGAACAAUCUGUUUUUAUCUUUGGUGUGAUAUCUGCUUUUUGGUAACUCAUGAUGUUUAGAGCUCUUACAUCCGAGGUUUCUCUUUGCUAGUGAGAUGAGCAGAGGCCAUUGGACAUGUGGUGACCUUGCUAUUGUCAUAUUUCCAUUUUGGGGGCUUAAUUUGUUCUGUAUCUGGGAGGAUGUACCUUUACAUGCCCUGUUGUUAACUUUUCCCAUAUAUUCCAAACAAAUUUGUCUCCAGUCUGUGAACUGUUCUGUAUGUCUGUGAAGACUCUGUUUUCAUCCUCAUUAUUUCUUCUGUUAGCACUAAAAUCUGCCAGUGUGAUGCACUUCUAAAACCUUGCACUUACCCUGUCUGCAUACAUCAUCUUUCUUCCUGGGUAGGAUAAUGGUUAGUAUAAGGUGGAUCUCACAGAUUGCACCCCAUGAUUCCUUGAACUACCAAGCAAAUGAAUUUGCAAUUCUUGGGCAAACAAUUGUUCACUGAAAUAGCAAGAACAAACCUUUGUCACUGUAGUUCUGUACUCUUCUGAGCAAUGAAAAUUAUUCUCUUCCUACUCCCUGUAGUUGGUUAGUUGAGUUUCUGACAUUUAUAAAAUAUCUCUUCAUAUUUAGGACACACUUUACAUGGUUUCUGGCAGAUGGUACUUAGACUUUUCUGUAUCAAUUUAACUUUAAGCAACAGUGCUCAUUUAAUUUUAACAAUAAUAUUAUUUCAAAAUGUCAAUUCCUGAUAAUGUUUUCAUGUUAAUAUAUCCAUUCUUCUUUUCUUCCUUUACUUAAGAAUAUUGUGGUAUUUCAUAUCACUAAUCAAACUUUCAAUGAAUUCAUUGUCUAUUUCCAGCUCCCUCUUCAUACAUAGUUGAGAUAUAACUCUUAAAAACCGUUGCAUAUUUCUUUGAAAUUUUUUUUAAUAUCUUCAAAAAUGGAUUCACAUUUCUUUUACCUUACUGUAAAAUGGAUUAAUGAUAGCCUCUAACCUAUAUAUUAUGAAAAUAGAAAACAUUUAUAAAUACCUUAACAUCAUACCUGGCCCCAAAUGAACAAUGAAUAAAUGUAGAUCAUCAUGAUUUUAAUAAAUAAACCCUCAUUGGUGUUGAUUUAACUGACAGCAAUUAAAGCCCAGAUUUGGGUCAUGUCAUUGUUCUAUGCUUAGAACAAUGAUAGAGAAGAUUCCCUCCUCCACAACUUUAAGUGCUUUAGCUACAUAUGAUCAAUGGCUGUUCAAUAACUUUAAUGAAUAGUUCCAGAGUGAGCAAUUCACAAGUUUUAAACUGCACCCUUCUGCACAGUGUCAUGCAUGACCUUUCACACAGUCCUGCUCCUUUGUUUCAGUGAAUCCAUGCUGUAUAGUAUAUAAUCCACUUUGUAGUCUGAAAACUCAGAGUAACAACUCUUAAAUACAUUGUUUUUCUUUAUCUGCAGAGGUUUCAGGCAUGUACCACAAACCUGGAAAGAUGUCUCCUGACCUACUGCCAAGGAACCUUGCUCAGUAGUUUCAGGAUGCAUCUUAUAACACAUAUGGUUGAGAGUCUAUGUACCUAGAACAAGUGCAUUUUAAAUGUGUUGUUACCGAUUUCCAUUUUCUUUUUUUUUUACACAGACACAUUCAGAAUGCAUGUUUCCACAUCUCUGGUUAAUUCUGGUAUUCUGUGUUACUUGGAGGAUGGAGCUUCAAAGGGUGCCUGGCUCAACAGGUCAAGUAUCAUUUUUGCUGGAGGUGACAAGUGGUCAGUGGAUCCUCGAGUUUCCAUUUCCACACUGAAUAAAAGAGACUACAGCCUCCAGAUACAGAAUGUUGAUGUGACAGAUGAUGGCCCAUAUACCUGUUCUGUGCAGACCCAACACACACCGAGGACAAUGCAGGUUCACCUCACUGUGCAAGUUCCUCCGAAAAUAUAUGACAUCUCAAAUGACAUGACCAUCAAUGAAGGAACCAAUGUCACUCUCACUUGUUUGGCCACCGGGAAGCCAGAGCCUGCCAUUUCCUGGAGGCACAUCUCCCCAUCAGCAAAACCAUUUGAAAAUGGACAAUAUUUGGACAUUUAUGGAAUUACAAGGGACCAGGCUGGGGAGUAUGAAUGCAGCGCAGAGAACGACGUGUCAUUCCCAGAUGUGAAGAAAGUGAGAGUGGUCGUGAACUUUGCACCUACAAUUCAGGAAAUUAAAUCUGGCACCGUAACCCCCGGACGCAGUGGGCUGAUAAGAUGCGAGGGUGCAGGUGUGCCGCCUCCGGCCUUCGAAUGGUACAAAGGAGAGAAGAAGCUCUUCAAUGGCCAACAAGGAAUUAUCAUUCAGAAUUUUAGCACAAGGUCCAUCCUCACAGUGACCAAUGUGACACAGGAGCACUUCGGCAACUAUACUUGUGUGGCUGCCAAUAAAUUGGGCACAACCAACGCAAGCCUGCCCCUCAACCCUCCAAGCACAGCCCAGUAUGGAAUCACAGGGAGUGCCUGCGACCUUUUCUCCUGCUGGAGCCUUGUGUUGACAAUGUCCUCCAUCAUCAGUAUAUUCUACCUGAAGAAUGCCAUCCUACAAUGAAUUUAAAGACCCAUGAAAGGCUUUUAAGGAGUCUCUGAGAGUGCUGAUGGCUGGAUCCAACCUGGUGCAGCUGGGUGGAAGCAGCGCGGGACACACUCGGCUGUCCGUACGAGGGUGAUGCCGUCCUUGGAAUGGCUGGUUGUGUAAAUACUUUCAUUCUCCUCUCCUUUUGAUUAGACACACGACCUUGUGAAGCACUGCACAUUGUCCUUUUUUAAGAUGUGAAAGCUCUGAACUUACUUUUAGAGGAUAUUAAUUGUGAUUUCAUGUUUGUAAUCUACAACUUUUCAAAAGCAUUCAGUCGUGGUCUGCCAGGCUUCCGGCUGUAGUUUACAUGACAAAUAUUGCAGUGAACACAUGAUUCUUUAAGGCUGCAAUACAAGGCUUCAGUGCCCUAUUUCAAUAAGAGUCAACCCACAUUUACAAAGAUGCAUUUUUUUUCUUUUUUGAUAAAAAAAAUCAAAUAAUAUUGCCUUCAGAUCAUUUCUUCAAAAUAUAACACAUAUCUAGAUGUCCCUGCUCGCAUGACAUCCAGGUUUUGGAAAUGAGCCUUGUAAUAUAACUCGCUGUGCUUCUCCUUCUAAGUUCAGCAUGGGUGUGCCUUCACAAAAUAAUCUUCUCUUUGUCUCUGACAAAUACAUAAUGUUUUCCUAAACCUUGCAAUUUGGAAACAAAAGUAAUUUACACUGAUAAACUAAGCCUGAGAACUUUGCCCACAGCAUCUCAGUCUCCUUGAUGAGGCUGAGGUUAAAUCUUAGUGCACUGUGGGAAAGCAUGAGCUGUUAGAGGACAGCACUGCCUGUCAGAGACCCCAGCAAUGCAGCGGUCUCCUGUACCAUUGCAGCUGAUGUCCUAAGACAGCUUCUCCACAUGGACCUGCAGUCCUAUCACCAAGUAGAUGUGAGGUGGUGAGUGCUCAGAUGAAUCUGGUUUUGACAUCAGUAAGUUAGUGUGACAGAAACCCUGAUUUUCCAUCUGAUUUUCUGUCAUUCGGUUGAUAGGAAUGCAUGUUAUUUUCUUUAAAAUUCCAAAAUGCAUUUUAACAAAUAUUGUGCAAUGGUGCACAACAGAUCUGCCCUGAAGUAACUAAUUCUUCACCAAAAAUCUUGGUAGUCAUUUCCAUUUAAACUGAUGCCAAAACUGAAGACUCACCAUGCUUCCCUGCAUCUUACAAGACACAUGUGAGAUGUGGUCAAAUGGACACACCAGAAGGAGGGCAUCAUGGGAUAUGUUAACCACUAAACGAUUGUGAAUAUUACAUUUUUUCUAUUUAAAGAACAAAAAUACAUUUUUGAAGGAAAAUGCUGUUAGUCUAACUAUUAUAUUACAGGAAUAGGCUCAUGGUCUUGCUUUUGACCAAAGAAAGACCUGAGCCUUGAAAGCCAUUUUUCAGGUCUGAUGAAGUUGCCACUUUCAGCACGCCGAAGUUUCUACAGUGACCUUCUGCACACACUAACUAAAGACCUACUCUCAAAACCACGUGCAAGAACUUUCACAGUGAUUAUUUUAGAUAGUUCAUGGUUUGCCCUAGAAGGAUGGCUUUAAAAUUGUGAUUUUUUUUCUAAAUAAAAUUUAGACCCAAAAGACACCACAAAUCUAUUUUAAUUAGGAAAAUGAAUCAUAAGUGAGGGGACAUAUAUACAUAGUCUUCCCAUGAAAUGGCAAUAAUGUGGCAUAAUGCUAUUAAAUUUAGUAGCUGUAAUAAAUUUAUGUCAUUUUGACUGAUAUAUUAAAAGUAAGCUUUGAAAAAUAUGGCAUUUGAAUUUCUGGGUGAUUUGCUACUAAAAAUGUUCUUUGUGGAAUUAGUGAGCAAACAACGGAAUUUUUUCUUUGUAUUGCAGCUUUAAAGUAACGCACUCCACAAUAACCUACUUAUUAGAGAUAGCGGUGCUACCAUGGAGUGUUGGCCACCUGAACCAUUGUUUGGGGAGAGAAGAAGAUGGAGAAUGCGUAUUAUACAGUGACCGUUUCCCUAGAGUUAAAAAUGCCUCCUCUGUGUAAGGUGUGUAGGGUAUAUGUGAGGUAAACUGAGGUAUAAAAUACAGAUGAACCAAAUAAUUAGUUCUAAGUGUUGUCAUGAUUCCGAAUUCGUGGAGUCCAGUGUUUUUCCAUAGAGUGUGACAAAGGACAGUCAUAGCUCAGUAGCUACACGUAUUUGCCUUUAUGUUAGAAGAGACUUUCUUGAGUGACAUUUUAAUAGAGGAGGCAUCCGCUAUGUUUUUCUGUAUUACAGCAGCAUAGUCCUUAGGCUCCUGGACAGAGUGAAAUCAUGAGUAUUUAUGAGUUCAGUAUUGUUCAAAUAAGGCUACAGUAUUUGCUUUUUUGUGUGGAUGUAUUGCAUAUAAUGUUCAAGUAGGUGAUUUUACAUUUACAGGCAUCUGAAAUGUCUGAUUACUCCAUUUUAUCAGUCCUGACUGUACAAGAUUGUUGCAAUUUCAGAAUAGCAGUUUUAUGAAGUUAAUUUAGCUUCUGAUCUAUACAAUUUUUUAGCUGUUCAUUUCAGCGUUAUGUUUUCCACAAUACCCAUUUGUGGGAUUCCUUCUGUUGCCCCUAAAUUUUCAAAGAAAGAAGGAAAGAAAAUUGUGAUUGAGAAAGGAGAAGGAGGAGAAGAAAAAAGAAUAAUGGGAGAUAAGGAAAAAAGAUUUAAGAAAGGGAAGAGACAGGAGGGGGAAUGAGGAAGAGCUGGAACUUCUGCUGAUGAAUCUUUUGGUCUGCAUUCUUGGUUUAACUGCAAAUGGCCUAAUAUUUUCCCAAUGACCUUAUUCCAAAUCCUGUUAUGCCCUAAGGUCCUGCUGGGUAGAAAUUCAUUUAAUGAUCAACACUGCCCAGGCCAGAGUACCGAGUGCUUUGUGCAGACACUGAUAUUUGAGAGAGAGUAUUUCAAACAUAAAGUCACUUUGAGGUUCAUAACUUGGCUGAAAAAUUAUCUUCUCAUAACAUUUAUGCUAUGUCUAGAAAGUAGAAUGGAGAGCUAAGAAUUACUCAGAUAAUUCAGGACAAAACUGCACAUAUAUAGAGAAGUAUACCAAUUUGUGAAGUCUGAACACUCUGAGCAACUGAACUAUCAAAAUCAAUCAAUGAUAUUGAUCAAAUUACUGAAUAAUUGUUAAUUUACCCAUUAUGCUUAGCUUUGUAACACAGCUGAAAGUUACCUAUUUAAUCUUUUCAAUAAAAAUGGUUUUUGUUUUUGAAAUCCAGAAAUGAUUUAAAAAAAAAAGAGGUCAGGUUUCUAACUAUUUAUUGAAGUGUGUGGGUGUACAGUAUUUCAAUAGAUAUGAAUAUGGAUAAAUGGUAUUGCCUUAAGAUCCUCUGAAAUGUACUUACUUUAAAGACUGGAAAACGCCCUUCCUGUCUUUAGUAAAACAUCCAUAUUUCAUAAUCUGAUGUAAAAUAUGUUGUACUGUUUCCAAUAGGUGAAUAUAAAGUCAGUUUAUCAAUUAAAAUAUGUAUUUGAUUCAUUUUAAACUUUUAGUUUAAGAGAACAUGGCAGCUUAGGCCUGUUCCUCCAUUGUCUCACGUCUCUCCUGCACUGCAUACCAACACGGUAGGAGAACUUGGAUGCUAUGGCUCUCAAGGGCUCCACACUGGAUCUGUUAUGAUUCCCUAAAGGUCUGACAAUAUGCACGACAUUUGUCUAAAAAGAACUUUUUAGAGACAUAUCAUUCUUUAGAGUUUUUACAUGAAGUGACACUGCUUUUGGAGAAAAGCCUGGGGAUAAAAUCCAACAGUCAUGCAACCUGACAAUCCAAAUGCCUGUAGAGGCUCACCUGGUUUCUUAAGAAAUAUGGGUAUAAAGCAGUGGAGAGUAUGCACAC